UUCGGAUUAUGCCUCAAGUAUCAACUUUACCACCAUGAAGCUCUUUUCUGUACAAUUGUUCACUCUGCCUUGGAACUGUAGCUUGAACUCAUCAAGCAACAUUGAUUGAGAACAUUCCCAGUGUCAAACGUUCAUAAUUCGCACACUUCGUUCCUUUUAUGGCGCGGUAUCGAGAACUUCGCAGCAACGAGAUCAGAGUCAUCAGACUCUCGACGGAUCAAGAUGAUCCCAAAUUUGCCUCAGGGCCCAUCCACUGCAGUCUGGAAUACGUUUCCCUGGAAGAAUCCAAUCCGAUCACGAAUGACGACCAACGACGCCUAAACAAGCAUUUCACUACCUGGCCAUGUCCUAUUUCAGAAGACAUUGAGUCCCAGCCUGGGUGGCAAGACAGUCUCUGGCGCAAGUCAGUGUGGAGAACGCCGUCAAGCGACACAAAAACCAACUCCAACAGCACAUCAUCCUUGGAUCCCUUGGACGAAGGUACUGAGCUCCUGUGGCGCUACGGAUGGGGUGACUAUGUUGCAUUGUCCUACGUCUGGGGCAAUGCUACAGUGAAAAGCACAAUAUUCGUCGACGGUGCACCGAUGGCUGUGACACAGAAUUUGGAAGCUGCUCUAUGUCAAUUGCGCAACUACCCUCGUAUCAAGCAAGGAUUCAGAAUUUGGGCGGAUGCUAUCUGUAUCAAUCAAGACGAUCUUAACGAACGGGCAAAGCAAGUUACGAGAAUGCAGCAGAUCUACGCCUCGGCGAUGCAUAUUGUGAUAUGGCUUGGGCCAUCAUCAGAUGAUAGUGAUCUCGCCAUGACUGCCAUACGAUAUUUCGGCAUUCGGUCACAGGACGACAACCCACUCAAAGAGGCGUACAAGAGGGUGGAGAAGGAGAUGUUUGUCAACCAUCCACAUUUGAGAUGGAGACACAACCACAUAUAUGUGAGAAUGCCCAGAAAGGUAUUUCGAGGAAUGUACCAUCUCCUUGCCAGGCCGUACUUCCGCAGAUUAUGGGUACUGCAAGAGAUUGCUUCUGGUGCUCGAAGCACACCAGUCAUGUGCGGGGCAAAGUGUGUACAGCUGGAUGAUAUUUAUCAGACUCUCCGGCUCGUUCGGGACGUGGAUGGGAACGAGCUUGGGAGGCAAAUAAUCCACGCUGUCAAUGGACCUGGUGCAAUGGGACGGUCCUGGGAUAGACUGCCUGGAAGGAUUGACACAUACACCAUAUCAGAGAAGCUGUGGGAAAGACCGAUUGCCAUGAUCGAGGCUCAGAAUGUUCCGCAGACCCUCACGAAAAGUGCAAUUCAUGACACGAUAUUCGACGCUCUUAUCCUCAGCCGCGAGGCUGAUACUGGCGACGAGAGAGAUCGUAUCUAUGGAAUUCUUGGUCUGCCUUGCUUAGACGCGGUCGUCAAGAUGGUCCCGGAUUAUCACCUUCCCGCGAUUGAUACCUACACCAUUUUCACGAAAACUCUCCUCAGUACAGGCUACUUCAACUACUUGCGUCUCGUGGCCAGUCCAGUACCUGCGAUAGAUACCAAGUACUUCAAACCUUCCACCUUGAGCCGUCCCCGGAAACCUAAGUUCGUUCGAUGCCCUGAAGUUGUGAACCUAGGCUGCGAACAUGGUUUGCCAUCUUGGGUUGUGUGUUGGUCUUGUCCAAGAAACCCUGCUAUGAAUCUUUUCAACCACGGGUCGGCCGCUUUGAAAUCUUAUUUUGUAGCUCCUGUAUUCCGAAAUCAUAACUUGAUGACAGUUCAAGCCGUUCUAUUCGAUAGUAUCAACAGCCUUGCUGCCUUUCAUGCAACGGAAUCAGAUCGCAGCUACCCUCUCAAUGGUCCCGAGGUUCAGAGCAUUUACGGCAAUGUAGCUGGCACUCUAGAAGCGCUUUGGCGGACAAUGACUGGUAAUUCGACACGUUCGGGUGCUUCUCCUCCACCCAGCUUGAGCUCAAUUCUUGACCCCUCAGUCUGGGAAAUGGGAAUAGGCGGUCUCACCACGAGACGUGCACUCUUCGGCCUUGAUAGUUUCUUUCAGCGCAACAAGGGUUUGCGCCUCUUUGAUCGGUCGCUGGUUCAACUGAUCAAUUAUGAAGAAGGAAUCACAGAAAGUGGUCGGGAUCAGGAAUAUAGGAGAUCGAGAACUCAGCAAGAUACUGGGUACUGGAAAGGGACUGCAAGUGAUAGACAAUACCUGCGUGAUGCGACAUUGUGGGCAAUGAAGAUUCUGGCCUGGAGAAGAUUGAUCUCAACCAACGAAGGAUACUUGGGACUUGCGCCUGCAGCGGCUAGAGCUGGAGAUACCAUUGCGAUUGUACCAGGUUGUGAUGUGCCAUUAGUGCUACGACGGAAUGGUGAUUGCUUUCAAAUUCUGGGGGAAUCAUACGUACACGGGAUGAUGUCAGGAGAAGUUGUUAAGAUGUUGGAGCAGGGCAAAAAGAAAAUGAUUGAGAUCACACUUUGUUGAUACAAGAAACUACAAAGACCAGUACGAUU
This is a messenger RNA of Mollisia scopiformis, 2482 nucleotides long. RefSeq names its product HET-domain-containing protein. Bases 159 to 2453 code for a protein of 764 amino acids. The record is from RefSeq and is a predicted model, not a curated record. The transcript is spliced from 2 exons. Lineage: Eukaryota; Fungi; Ascomycota; Leotiomycetes; Helotiales; Mollisiaceae.